AGAUUGCUGCUUGGAGGCCAGGGGGCUCUGGUUUCUAACACUUUAUUAAUAGCAAAUACACACUCCCAUGCUACACCCACGUCCAGUCCAGAACACGAGGAACUGGGCUCCUGGAGAGAAAGCCAUCUUGGAGAGCCUGGAUGUACUCGAUCGGCGCAUUCCCUCCCUCGGAGGCUGUGUCAGCAUGGCAGAAAACCAGGGACCUGAUGGCAGAUUCAGAACCCCCUUUGGAGCUGCACGUGGACGAUGCAGGUACAUGCUUAGAGCUCGAGGGAGAUGCUACAGAUGCCCUGUUGGAGCCUGAAGUUGCACAUGUCCCCUUGGAGCUACAUAUGGAUGUCACAAAUGCCCCCCUGGAGCUGAACAACACAGAUGCACCCUUGGAGCAGCAUGUGGAUGGCGCAGAUGCUCCCUUGGACUUGGAUGUUGCAGAGCCCCAGACUCUGAGCAUUGAGGAGCUGGGAGAGCAUUUCCAGGAAUGCAUCGAAGCAGUGGAGCAGCUGGAGGAGGAGAGGGAUAGCCUCAUCCAGGAACUCACGCUGCUCCGGGAACCUGCCCUUCAAGAAAUCAGACAAGCUCAUGAGGAGAUACUGGCAGCCUACAGACUGCAGGCCAAGGUGGAGCUGGAGCGGGACAAUCUGAGAAACGAGAUCCGACAAGUCAAGCAGAAGCUAUUCAAGGUGACCAGAGAGUGUGUGGCUUGCCAGUACCAGCUGGAAACCAGACGGCAUGACAUGGCCCAGUAUGCGGUCUAUCGGGCUGAACUGGAAACCAGGGUCAGCCAGCUUUCAGAGGAAAUAUCGCAGCUGAGAGAGACUUGUGAAAAGCAGAAGGAACAGUUCAGGCAGCGCCUGGAGAUGCCCCAGUACCGGGGGGAUAGCCAUUACUUGCAGGAGAGCCGAAGGCUUUCCAUGGAGUUCGAGAGCUUUGUGGCAGAGAGCCGCCAGGGCCUGGAGAAACACUAUGAGCCGCAGCUCGUGUGCCUUUUAGAAAGGAGAGAAGCCAGUGCUAAGGCUUUGCAACAAACCCAGGGAGAGAUUCAGGGGCUGAAGGAGACACUGAGACCACUGCAGGGAGAGGCCGGCAGGCUGCGGCUGCAGAACAGAAAUCUGGAAGAACAGAUCAUGCUCAUUAAGCAAAAACGGGACGAAGAAGUUCUCCAGUACAGGGAACAGGUGGAAGAGAUGGAAGAGAGGCUACGGGAGCUGAAAAAUGAGGUCCAACUUCAGCAACGUAAGAACCAAGAAUUGGAAGAGCUGAGGACCAGCCUGCACCAGGAGCUAUCUAUUUACAAGGGCUGCUUAGAAAUCUAUGGUCAUCUUUGCAACUCAGAAAAAGUCGAUCAAGACUGACUCAUGGACUUUCCUUAUUCUGUCAGAAAAUAAAUGCAGAGGCGCUCACUGUGAAGGACUGAGGUAUCUACAGUGGACACUUACAUUUCCCUCUCCCUGCUCACCCCCUCCUAAAUAAUGCAUAGCAGCUAUUUAAAAUCAGGACUACUAGACAAUCAUUUGCUUGUUUAUAUUUCUUGAGGUGCUGCUCUGUUGAUCUUCUAGCAUGGUAGAAAAGAAUGAAGCUGCUGUCCUCCAGGAGAUCACAGAAGAGUACACUUGCACUAAACAACGAACAUAGAAAGAGGAACGAUAGAUGUAGGUUUUGCUGUGUGUUUGGAAAGUAUAUCUGAUCUUGCUUUGCAGAUGGAUCGUAUAAGCCUGCACAGAAAGGGUCAUAUAGAAAGCCAAUUUUUUUUUUUGUUUCAAAGACCACACUUCAAAGGACUACUGUUGCUGCACGGUAAACAGGAUUGUUUCUUUUGUAGCCCAAAAGAUGACUGCUGUAUUGUGACAUGUUCUCGUAGGGUCCAUAAACAGUUUCCAUAUAAAUGGUUUCCACUUUAUAUAAAAAUUUCACCUUGAAAAUAAGGAUUCAGGUUUUAAAGGCUGCUUGUAUAUCCC
Molecule: messenger RNA, 1955 nt
Organism: Terrapene triunguis (Three-toed box turtle)
Lineage: Eukaryota; Metazoa; Chordata; Testudines; Emydidae
Gene: SYNC
Product: syncoilin, intermediate filament protein
Exons: 5
Coding region: 141-1352 (403 amino acids)
Cellular component (GO): intermediate filament
Source: RefSeq, a predicted model, not a curated record